Oncorhynchus nerka (sockeye salmon) is the source of this 7160-nucleotide messenger RNA. It is a transcript of the gene myt1la, whose product is annotated as myelin transcription factor 1-like, a. The coding region runs from base 384 to 4352 and encodes 1322 amino acids. Gene Ontology annotation, biological process: regulation of transcription by RNA polymerase II. The record is from RefSeq and is a predicted model, not a curated record. Gene Ontology annotation, molecular function: zinc ion binding; RNA polymerase II cis-regulatory region sequence-specific DNA binding; DNA-binding transcription factor activity, RNA polymerase II-specific. NCBI's taxonomy places the organism in Eukaryota, Metazoa, Chordata, Actinopteri, Salmoniformes, Salmonidae. The transcript has 23 exons. Gene Ontology annotation, cellular component: nucleus.
AAUGAGCAAGAACACCCCAAUUCUGAUGACAGUGACAAAGAAAGAGUGAAAGAAAGGAAGGAGGGAAGUACAGAAGAGAGAGGGAAGGUGAGAGAAAGAGAGAGAAGAAAGGAAGGGAGAGAGAGAGAGAGAAAUUGCCAGUGUCGAAAACGAAGUGUGUGAGAGAAAGAGAGAGCGAGAGGGAGACUGGUUGCAGACUGACUUUCAGACAACUGGGAGAGGAAGCAAAAAGAGGGCUUUACCGUCGCCAUUUCAAUCAUGACUCUGGAGGGGGAGUUUUGAAGUGCCGCUGUUGAGAAAGCCCAACCAGUUGCACUCUGAGGAGGCGGAGGCGUGCUUUUGAACCAAGGUGUUGCCCCACCCAACCCAGCUGAUACCAGCAGAUGGAGGUGGACGCGGUUGAGAAGCACCACCGGACGCGCUCCAAAGGGGUCCGAGUUCCGGUGGAGACGGCAGCACAGGAGUUAUUCAGCUGCCCUACUCCAGGAUGUGAUGGAAGUGGACAUGUCAGUGGCAAAUACGCCAGACACCGCAGUGUCUAUGGCUGCCCCCUGGCCAAGAAGAGGAAGACCCAGGAGAAACAGCCUCUGGAGCCUUCCCCCAAGAGGAGGCCCUACUUAACCCCUACCGAUCCAGAGGUGAACCCUGCUGCCAUCUUCCCCUCCUAUGAGCCUGAACCCAUGGUUGAGGGAGAGGAGAAGGAGCAGGGGGAGGUAGACGGGGAGAUUCAGGAGGAAGGAGAAGAGGAGGAAGGGGAGGAGGGGGAAGAGGUAGAAGAGAUAGAGGAGGAAGGAUUUUCUGAGGAUAACGGGGAGCUAGGUGAGGAAGAGGAGGAAGGAGAAGAGGCAGAUGAGGAGGAGGAGGAGGUGGAGAUGGAGGUAGUAGGGCCAGUGGAGGUGGAACAGGUGGAGGAAGGGAUAGAGGAAGAUGAGGAAGCAGAUGAUGGGGAUGAUGAAGAGCAAGAGGAAGGGGAGGAGGAAGAGGAACAGGAGGAUGAGGGUGACGAAGAUGAACAUGAGGAGGAAGAAGAGGAGGAGGAGGAAGAAGAGGUCCAGAGUCACCAUGAGCCAGAGAACCGGCACAAAAAUGGCGGACAAUCAAAGCAUCACCCUACGGGACAGAAGGAUAACAUCAACAACAGUGCCCCUGGCCCUAACGUCGGCCCUAAUGGUGAAGAGUAUGAAAACUAUGAUGAGCUGGUGGCCAAGUCCCUUCUCAACCUGGGGAAGAUCGCAGAGGACGCCGCCUACCAGGCCAUGACCGAGUCAGAGAUGAACAGCAACUCCUCCAACAGUGCCGGCGAGGACGAUGAUGAUGAUGAUGAUGAUGAUGAUGAUGAUGAAGAGGGCAACGAGCGCGGCGGGGGCAGGAAGGGCAAGCUGAGCGUGGAUCUGGACAGCGACGUGGUCAGGGAGACGGUGGAUUCGCUCAAGCUGUUGGCGCAGGGCCACGGCGCUGUGCUCCCCGACGAUGGCUACCCAGAAGGCACCGGUUUGGAGGAUGGCAGGCAUCCCAAUGGGCGACCCCACCACCAUGGCGUCAGGGGUCAGGCUGAGGAGAGCGAGGAGGAGGUGUGCCUCAGCAGUCUGGAGUGUCUGAGGAACCAGUGCUUCGACCUGGCCCGCAAGCUGAGCGAGACGUCGCCUUCCGACCGCCUUGGACACCCCGGCCUGCAACACCACCAGGCCCAUCAGAACCACCACCCUAACCAGUCCCACCAUCACCUGCAGCAUCAAACCGGCCACCACCACCACCAGGCUCAGCACCAGCCUCCGGCUCAGGCCCACCACCUGCCCAGGUACGAGAGCUGCCAGGAGGGCCAGCAGCCAGACGAGCGUGGGUCCCUGGAGCGCAGCUACUCGGACAUGGUCAACCUGAUGAAGCUGGAAGAACAGCUGAGCCCGGCCUCCAGGGGGGGCUACUCGGCCAGCUGCCACCAGGACGGGGACGAGGACACCACGUCGGUGGCCUCGGACCGCUCGGACGAGGCCUUCGACAUGACCAAAGGCAACCUGUCCCUGCUGGAGAAGGCCAUCGCCAUGGAGUCAGAGCGAGCCAAGGUCAUGAGGGAUCGCAUGGCCUCGGAGGGACAUCAUAUGGUGGCCCGAAGGGACAAUCAUCAUCACCACCACCACGGCGAGCACAGCCCCAGACAGAGCAGUGGGGCGGAGGAGCGCAAGUCCAGAAUGCACCACGAUGGGUCAAAGAGAGCAUACUACCCUAAAGAUUCUGCAAGGGGGGACAAGAAGGAGAGUAAGUGUCCGACCCCGGGCUGCGAUGGGACAGGCCACGUCACGGGUCUCUACCCCCACCACAGGAGCCUGUCAGGCUGCCCCCACAAGGACAGGGUGCCACCAGAGAUUCUUGCAAUGUAUGAAAAUGUUCUAAAGUGCCCUACUCCUGGCUGCUCGGGGCGUGGCCAUGUCAAUAGCAACAGGAACUCCCACCGCAGUCUCUCGGGGUGCCCCAUCGCUGCUGCAGAGAAGAUGGUUAAAGUCCAGGAGAAGCACAUCCCAUGUGACGGGGGCCCCAAGUCCAACCAGGCUUCAGACCGUGUGCUGAGCACGCCGCGCUCCAACCUGGCCAAGGAGCUGGAGAAGUACUCCAAGACCAGCUUCGACUACGGCCAAGGCUACGACAGCCAGCAACACAUCUACGGUGGGGGGAAGAGAGGACUGGUCCCCAAGCCCCAAGGACGGGACUUCUCGUCUAAGGGAUAUGACGCCAAGCGCUACUGUAAGAGCCCAGCCAGCAGCACGACGAGCAGCUACGCUCCCAGCAGCAGCAGUCUGAGCUGCGGAGGGGGAGGGGGCGGCAGCAGCGCCAGCAGCACCUGCAGCAAAAGCAGCUUCGACUACACACACGACAUGGAGGCUGCCCACAUGGCCGCCACGGCCAUCCUCAACCUGUCCACGCGCUGCAGGGAGAUGCCCCACGGCCUGGGAGGCAAGCCCCAGGAUCUCCUCUCCCAGAGUCCUGAUGGGGACGUGGAUGACAACAGUACCCUGGACCUGAGUGUGAGCCGUGGGCAGCCUGGGGGUCCUGAGGGGAGUGGCACGGUGCUGACGCCCCUGCAGCCCAUGUCCCCCCAGCGGCAGGCCCUGCUCAACAGCAGCCGCUGCUACCAGAUGAGUGAGGCCGACUGCUGGGACCUGCCCGUGGACUACACCAAGAUCAAGCGCAUCACUGACGACGAUCACAAAGAGUCUUCCUUUUUUUCAUCCCUCCACCAGGUCGAUGACCUGGACCCAUUCCAGGACCUUCUGGAUGAGCAGCACUAUGGAGGGGACGUGACCAUGCCCAGCCCCAAACACAAGUACUCCGCCUGCAAGGAGGGCAAGAAGGAACUCAUCACUCUCUCAAACUGCCAGUUAGCUGACAAAAGCAUCCGCAGUAUGAUGACAACUAAUGCCCAAGACCUCAAGUGUCCCACUCCGGCAUGUGACGGGUCUGGACACAUCACUGGGAACUACGCCUCGCACAGGAGACCUUUCCCCUCUAGUCUGUCAGGCUGUCCACGGGCGAAGAAGAGCGGGAUCAAGAUACUGCACAGCAAGGAGGACAAGGACGACCAGGAGCCAAUUAGGUGUCCAGUCCCAGGCUGUGAUGGACAGGGUCACGUGACGGGGAAAUACGCAUCUCACCGCAGUGCGUCGGGCUGCCCCCUGGCGGCCAAGCGGCAGAAGGAUGGCUACGUCAACGGCUCCCAGUUUGCUUGGAAGUCCGGGAAGACAGAUGGCAUGUCGUGCCCGACCCCGGGCUGCGAUGGAUCAGGACAUGUCAGCGGGAGCUUCCUGACCCAUCGGAGUCUUUCUGGUUGCCCCCGUGCCACCUCAGCCAUGAAGAAAGCCAGAAUGACUGGGGUAGAAAUGUUAACGAUCAAGCAACGGGCAAGCAAAGGAAUAGAAAAUGACGAGGACAUCAAACAGCUGGAUACAGAAAUCAAAGAUCUAAACGAAUCAAACAAUCAAGUGGAAUCAGACAUGAUUAAACUUAGGACACAAAUCACCACUAUGGAGACUAACCUGAAGUCCAUAGAGGAGGAGAACAAAGUUAUUGAGCAGCAGAAUGAUUCCCUACUGCACGAACUAGCCAACCUCAGCCAGUCUCUCAUCAACAGCUUAGCGAAUAUCCAGCUCCCACAUAUGAAACCGAUGCCACAGAAAGAGGCCCCAGUUAAACAUAGCUGCUGUUUACAGAUGCCCCACAGAGAGCCAAUGAAUGAACAAAACUUUGAUAGUUAUGUGAAUACUUUGACAGAUAUGUACACCCAUCAGGACCAAUACCAGAGUCCAGAGAACAAGGCCCUAUUGGAGAACAUCAAACAAGCGGUGCAAGGCAUCCAAGUGUAGUAGCCUAUCUACCUGUGAAAAAAGGCACUGUCAGAAGCUAAAUCAAAUGAUGUUAAAGUGACGAAAAAGGGUCAAAAGAGAGAAUGGAUCAGGAUUUGUUUUGCUGCUGUAAAUUACCAUCAUGUUUCUUUUAUUACAAUGUUAUGCUCUGAGCUCCAUGGUUAUGAUAUUUUUGCCUUGCUUUAAAAAUAGUUCCCGAUGGCAAAAGUUUAAAAGAACAUACACGUUUUGUACAUUUUCAUAUGACCUAAUAUAACGCGAUGUACUGUUUAUAGCUGCUAAUGUAUGCACAUUUUUGUGUAUAUGUAUUUAUUAAUUGUAAGCUUGUUUCAUUCAUUAUUUGAACGCUUAUUGAUAAAAAAGGACUAAACUGAGUCCCAUGGGUCGGGAGCCAGAUGAGGGCAAUGUGAGGAGCAAUCAUUUUUAGAUAAGCGUUUCUUUUUGUGAUUUAAUAGAAUACAACAACAAAAAAGACCUUUGGUGUGAAGAUUGUUUAAUGGAUGUAAAUGUAUCGAUUUUUGUAACAAUGUUUGAAAAAACUCUUUGUCUUCAGUGGUCUGUGUGGAGACUAAUAAUAAUGUCUAUGUUUAAAUAAAGUACGAGAAGAAACUAUGUAUAAAUAUGACAAAUUUCAAACAUCAUGAGACGGAAACUAAGUGGUGCAACUCCCAUCAUCUGGAAUGGACUGUACUUCAUUAAGUUAGAAAUAAAUUUUAAAAAGUCUUAGUAAUAUGUGCUGUUAAACUAUUUCCAUUUCAAACACAGAGCGGGAGGACCAAUGGCUAUGGGAAAUGUAGGAGACAAUCUAGCGUUACUCAUUUAUUUUAAUCGUAAAUCUUAUGGAAUAGCUAGUAGGUACAACUUAUCAGCAAUAUUGGUAUAACAAUGAUUAAAUCACUUGUUUAGAUAUGGGAUGCAAUCUAUAUAGAACAAAAGUUUGGGUAUAUGCAAUUUCUUAUAAAUAAAAUUAGCUGAGCUGAUAAAUCUUUUUACUAAAUGUAAAUGUAUUAAGUUUUGUAUAAAUCUUUUAAUACAAUCAUGUUUUCGGGAUUCAUCAUGCGGCGAUCAGUUCCAAAAUGAAAGAUGGAUGAGUUUGAGUUUCGUUCUCUCAUGUUCGAUUUUGCACAGGAACACCUUGGUUUUGAUGUUUUUAUUGACACUUAAAGGGGUACUUGAAGGGUCAAAUUGAUGGUUCAGAAGUUUUCUAGAAAAGUUAUCUUUAUAAAGGCUGAUUGAUGCGCUGGACUUACAGGGUCAAUGUCCCCCAUUUAUCAUAGUAUAUUAUUGCACUGUCUUUGCGAUCAUGCAUAGUAUGUGUCUGAGCCACACAACUUGACACGAGCUAAAGAUUGCUUUUUGAUUCUGUCCUAAAAAAUGAAUCUAUUGGUCAAAUAAAACUUUAUUGAUAUCUAUUAUAACAGCAAAGAAUAACGGAAGUGAUACUGCUAAUAGUGGUCCACGAUUUACUAGCGUUUCUAUGAUUGAUGACAAUUUCAUGAGGAAAUUGCUAUCCCUUUCUAUGAGACACCCUCAAUAAAUGUUUUCAUAGUACUUAAAAACACCAUUAUAAUGCAAUGUGAGUGUCAAUGUCAGCCCCCUAUAAUGCCACAACCUUUUAAUCAUCAGCCAACUGCAACAAAUCUACCCUUACAUAGUAUUUACUAAUGAAUCAUUACAUUUCCUUUACAAAUUGGCAUAACCAUGUGACAUGCACUUGCUGAAGAUGACUCUAAUAAUGGAUUAUAUGUGUGUUCUUAAUACAGUUUAUUGUGCAUGCACAUCAUGGGGAGUAUGUCCCAAUUAUAUCAAUAAAUAGAUAUCAUUAUUUUAAUUUAAACGACUGUAUAUGGCAACAGUAUCUAAGAUGCACUGUCCUUGGAAGUAGCCUAUAAUGAAGCCAAGGACUUCAUUUAGACAGGCGGUCCAAUUCUGAUAUUUUUUCCAAGUAAUUGGUCUUUUGGCCAAUCACAUAGAUCUUUUCACACCAGAUCUUUUCGGAACUGAUCUGAUUGGUCAAACGACAAAUUAGUGAAAGAAAUAUCAUAAUUGGGCUACCUGUCUAAAUGCAGCCGCGAGACUUAGAGCCGAGUGAGUCAAUUCAAUUCAAGUUCAAUUCAGACAUCCCUUCUUGGUAGUCAACAUGAGGGUGCUAUGGGCUUAGCUAGUCAUUGACCUGAUCUCACACUUCAAAGCAUCUAUUUGGACCUCCUACUAGACUUGAGGUCCACAUUCCAUAUGACUCCACAUGCCUGUGUCUAAAGCUUUGUGUCUGCAGCUUUUUGCCAAUAAAGUAAUGCUAUAGAUAGAUCGACAGCUUGUACUAUUUUCUUCAGUCAAUUAUUCUUACUGAUACAAAGGAAAUGGGAAUUUUAAGCACAAAUGUCCUACUCACCAACAGUCAGUACAUAUUGUAAUAACAAAUGUAAAAAGGUUAUCUGUGAUUAUUUACAUAGAGAACACUAACAUGUCACAUGCUAGAGUGCAGAAGAAUUUUCAUAUGAAUAUUUGUGAAUUCAUCUAUUGAUUAAACUGCUACAAUUACGAUUUAUUUUGAGUAAUGCUUUGAUGAAAGGAUUUUAUACAACAUUAAUUUCCUUCUAUCCUUUCCCCUGUCCUCUCUCUCCCUCUUGCAAACUUUCCAACUUAAUUUUGGUACCACAUGGCAUGAUUUUUGUCGAUCUUUAAUUUUGUAUGUUUAAGAUCACAAGUUGCUGUGAUAUUUCAUUUGGAAUUGUGAAGUUUGUACGAUUUUUAUCACGCUGGUGUUGACAUCUCUUACUCUGAAUAAAACGUGUGUUACAACACUAA